CCGACAGCCGUAGCCGUCGCCACGUGCUCCGCCCGCGCGGCCGGGGCACCCCCGCCCGCUAAUAAUCGACGCUAGGGCCACCCCGUCGCGCACCACCAGCGGCGGCAGCGGAGGCGACUCGAUUCGUUACUUACACCUGAAGGCGGCAGAGCGGAUGUCGGCGGCGGCGGCGGAGGUGAGGAUGCCGGAAGGGGAGGGGCAGAAGGGGGAGGCGGCGGCGGACGCGCGGAAGGACGGGGUCGCGCGGGAGGUCAUCCGGAUGGAGCGGGAGGCCGUCAUCCCCAUCCUCAAGCCCAAGCUCGUCACGCGCCUCGCCUACCUCAUCGAGCAUGAGGUCGAUCGAAACGAGUUCCUCAAGCUGUGCAAGAAGGUGGAGUACACCAUCCGGGCCUGGUACCUCCUCCAGUUCGAAGACCUCAUGCAACUGUACUCCCUGUUUGACCCUGUUACUGGUGGGAAGAGGCUGGAGCAGCAGAGUCUGACGCCCGAGGAAAUCGAAACCGAGUCUGACGUCCAAGCGGCGAUAGCAGCACCCAAUAGGGACGUGGCGGCGCUAGGCCAAGUGGUGGCGGCGCACACAGGAGGCCGCGACGGCAGCGUGUCAAGGCCCUGGCGGCGACGCUCCAUGGCUCGGCGGAGGACGCGCGCAGGCGGCAACGACACCAAGGGGCGGCAGCGGGCCCUAAGGGCAGGAAGAGGCGGCGGCCCCAGUUGCAGGAGGUGGCGCCCCUUGGGGCAGGCGGCGGCGGUUCGUGGGGUGGGGGUUGGACGAUCCCAACCCUAACCGCUCCCCUCCCUUCUUUUUCUACUCGGGCUGAGCCGAGCCAAUGGGCUGACAGCAGGCCGCCCUGCCCGUCGGCAGGCCGAGCCGAACGGACCGCUACCGGGCCGCCCAUGCCAAGCCAAGCCCAUCCCCCAUCUCUCCCAUGCAAAAUUGUAAUAAGGUUCCUAGAACUUUAUCUAUUUAUGUUUCAGAUUAUUCAGUUCUGCAUAUUUAUAUUUGAGGACCUA
Molecule: messenger RNA, 1011 nt
Organism: Panicum virgatum (switchgrass)
Lineage: Eukaryota; Viridiplantae; Streptophyta; Magnoliopsida; Poales; Poaceae
Exons: 3
Coding region: 155-784 (209 amino acids)
Source: RefSeq, a predicted model, not a curated record